This is a messenger RNA of Mirounga angustirostris (Northern elephant seal), 3865 nucleotides long. RefSeq names its product paraoxonase 3 (gene PON3). Bases 40 to 1104 code for a protein of 354 amino acids. Gene Ontology annotation, molecular function: arylesterase activity. The transcript has 9 exons. Lineage: Eukaryota; Metazoa; Chordata; Mammalia; Carnivora; Phocidae. Gene Ontology annotation, cellular component: extracellular region. Gene Ontology annotation, biological process: response to toxic substance. The record is from RefSeq and is a predicted model, not a curated record.
GCCGCUUCGUCGCCACAGGGCACCCGGGCACCGGAGACCAUGGGGAAGCUGAUGGUUCUGAGCCUGCUUGGGGCCGGCCUGGCCCUCAUCGGGGAGAGGUUAGGGGCACUUAGACAAAGAGCUAAUGCAUCUCGGGAAGUGGAGCCAGUAGAACCCCGGUACUGCCACCUCAUUGAGGGACUUGAAAAUGGCUCUGAAGAUAUUGAUAUACUUCCUAGUGGGCUGGCUUUUAUCUCCAGCGGAUUAAAAUAUCCAGGCAUGCCAAACUUUGCACCAGAUGAGCCAGGACAGAUUUUCUUGAUAGAUCUGAAUGAGCCAAACCCAAGGAUCCAGGCACUAAACAUCAGUGAUGGUUUCGACAAAGCAUCAUUUAAUCCACACGGAAUCAGUACUUUCAUUGAUGAAGACCAUACUGUGUAUCUUUAUGUUGUGAAUCAUCCCCACAUGAAGUCCACGGUGGAGAAAUUUAAAUUUGAGGAAAAACAACGUUCUCUUGUACACCUGAAAACUAUAAAACAUGAACUUCUCAAAAGCCUGAAUGACAUUGUGGUUCUUGGACCAGAACAGUUUUAUGCCACAAGAGACCACUACUUCACCAACUUCUUCUUGGUACUAUUAGAGAUUAUCAUGGAUCUUCGUUGGACUUAUGUUGUUUUCUACAGUCCAGAAGAGGUCAAAGUGGCAGCCAAAGGAUUUAGUUCUGCCAAUGGGAUCACAGUCUCACUAGACAAAAAGUAUAUCUAUGCAGCUGAUAUAACUGCUCAGAACAUUCAUGUACUGAAAAAACAUGAGAACUGGGAUUUAACUCAAGUGAAGGUAAUACAUCUGGGCACCUUCGUGGAUAACUUAACUGUGGAUCCGGACACCGGAGAUAUUUGGGCAGGAUGCCAUCCCAAUGGCAUGAAGCUGCUGAUCUAUAACCCUGAGGAUCCUCCAGGGUCCGAAGUACUUCGCAUCAGGAACGUUUUGUCUGAGAAGCCUAAAAUCAGCACCGAGUAUAGCAAUAACGGCUCCGUGAUUCAGGGAAGCUCCGUGGCUUCUGUGUACCACGGAAAACUGCUCAUAGGCACGGUAUUCCACAAAGCUCUGUACUGUCUCUUCUAGACUCCAGACAUUCCAAGAAGUCUUGUCAACCAAUGAAAGACAAAAUGGCAAGCAGCAAAAUAAAUGCAUUUAUUUGGGGUCUUCGGGAUUGCAAACAUGGGAGACGUAGAUUCAACUAGAAUUGAGAGCGUGCCCCAGAGAGACAAAGGAGGUUAGAGUUUUUAAAGAGGAAAGAGGGAAUUUAUGUGAGUUGUUUGAAGAAAAGGUGCUUGGGGUUGGUAUAGCUACAGUGACACUAAUCUAUGUGUGAAUGGUUGGUAGGGCAGACAGAAAGUCCAUUUAUGUCCAUCUUAACACCUAGUAGAUGCCUUGGCUAUUAGCUGAGUUUAGCAAAAAUUCUGAGAAUUUGAUACAGAACAUGGGUGCAUAAGCCCCACCUCCUCGACGUCUUCCCGGCUCCCUUUUAAAUAACUUUCUUAGUAAUGGUCACUCAAUUUUAUUGUCUCUGUUGUCAGUCUACAUGUUUGGUAAAAAUAAACCUGUAAUUAGGGGCACCUGGGUGGCUCAGUCGGUGAAGCAGUGAAGCGUCUGCCUUCAGCUCAGGUCAUGGUCCCAGGAUCCUGGGAUCGAGCCUGGCCUCAGGCUCCCUGCUCAGGGGGAGUCUGCUUCUCUCUCCCUCUGCCUCUUCCCCAGCUUGUGCUCUCUCGUUCUCUCCCUCACUCUCUCUCUCAAAUAAAUAAAUAAAAUCUUAAAAAAAAAAACCAUAAUUAUAUGAUAAGUGGAAUUGUACAUAAAUGACAAACACCAAUAAUAGUGUGCCCGGCUUUUCUUAUGUGAAGAAGCCUAGCGAUUACAUAAUAUCCACUAAGUCCCAAGUCAAGUGAGUGACAGUCCAAUAAGAAGCCAAACUUCUCAAUGCUUUUUGUCCAGUAUCCCCGAUAUUCUUUCUACAGUAAGAUGUGUAAGCUGUGGUGAGCGAGGUAUCCAGCUCACCCAGGGCUCCUCGCUAACCAUGAAGCAAAACUACCUCCUACAUCUGAUGAUCUGAGACUCCAGCUCAAAUACUGACAAUUCCCCUUCUCUUCCUUUGAUUGUGCUAGGCACAAACUGCCAGUCAAGUGCCUAGGCCAUGGAUAAAAGCAAGAAUUGGCACCAUGAAACUGCCCAAAGCCCUCUUAAAACAUGCAGUCUCUCCAGUACACACAGGAAAUUAGAUUCUGGAAAAUCUGAUGGAGACCGGUCUCACUGGCUACCUUAGGGUAGAACGGGGCUGAUCUGUUCCUUUGUAACAAACAGGUCUUUAUGUGUAGUGCUAUCCGUGUCUAAAGUACUCGAAUCAGCUUACCUCUAAAUCAUGGGAUGGGGCCUUAGGGCUAUGACCUUCAACUGCUUUAAACUUUCCCUCUGGUUAAUUCAAUACACACCCUAUUAAGCAACAUCCCACAGACUUCAACCUAUAAAUCAGAAUUAAAUAAUAUGGCUUUGGCUUAAAGUCCUAUCUUAAGGACCAACUCAACCUUAGUUUGAUGAGAAUAAAUAGAAAUGUCCUGUUCCUGGUCAAAAACCAGGACAAUCUUUAGCAAAUCACUAAUGGGAGUCAGUCUGCCCAAGCACCCCACCCUUUUCUUUUGUGACUUCCGCUGGGGAGUAGUUAGUUGAAUUUUCUCCCCCCUCUCUUCGGGAUGGGGAAUUGAGGAGGUUUCUUUAUUUCCUAACAAUUUUUGCUCAAUUAGGUCUAAAUUUUGCUUAAAAUUUUGUAUCGGGGAAAAAUUCUACUAUGUAGCCCAUGCAACCCUUUCUGAUUUAGGCAGUAAGACUGUAGUUUCCAUUGAUUCAGGGAAGGGAUGACCCAGCAAAAUGUUCCAGUCAGUUCUUAGAUUUUAAGUUUCAAAAGCCUAAUCAUCAGAGAGACACAGAAAAAAACUAUGAGCAAUAACUAAGAUACAGUCAAUUUGAAAAAAAAAAAAGGUAUUAUUCUCUGUCCCUAACCCUUACACCCAAUAGAUUAUAUACAGUUUAUCAGACUAAAGGGAACAUGGAAAGCCAGAGAUUGGAUGACUAAGGGCAUUUAGAUUCUGGUGGGUUCCUGAGAAUUGGCCCUGCCCUGCCUUCUCCCCAGGCCAACUUAGAAAAGGCUGGAUGAUAAAACCCCCACAGACAUUUGGGGGAUCUGAUUGUUGAAAGACCAAUGUGUCCUUUCACAGAGAGGGCUUAGGAAAGUCACAAGACUCGGGGGUUCUCUUUCAUGUAGGUGAAGGAGAAUGAAUAGAAACGUCCCAUUCCUGGUCAAAAACCACAAUCUUUAUGUGAUUAUCUUGAACCUCUUCUGUCACUUGGUGUGGGAAGGAGGGGGAUUGUCCCUCCUAAUAAAUGCUGCAUUUUGAUGACUUAUUCUCUGGUCUCUCUGUUUAAAUUGUCAGAGAUGUGUCUAGGGAUAUAGCUGGUGAUUAGGGGUAGUUUAGCUCAAGAAGGAAAAUAAUAAAGAUAAGAGCAAAAACCUAUAUGAUAGCCAGAGCCAAGAUGGCCCCCAAGGAUCCUUACUUCCUGGUAUUCAUUCCCUAGCAUAGUUCUUCCCACACCAAAUAUGGCUGUCCCCUGUCAUUAAUAGGAUAUUCCAGAAAUGAUGAUAUGUGACUGUCAAGGCUAGAUUAUAUAAAAACAUUACCAUUUUGACCUUGCUCACGAAAAUUGUGCAUCAUGAUAAAAGUUACUGACUGUUUUAAAAUGCUAAGCUCUGGAGUACUUUGUUAUAAUAAUUAGUCAACUAAUGAAACAGGAAACCAUGUAUAAUGUAGAGAUUCAACAAAAGCCAAAAAGUUCA